ACCGCUUCGCUGUACGGGAGUAGUGAAGGAAGAACGUUGAAAUCGGUUCGAAAUCGGCUUCGUAGUCCUUCCUUUAGCUCAAAUUUAAUACUAGAUGAACUCCUAAAGGUCGGUCAUCACUAAUGAAGUCGAUAUAUUUACAAAUUGGAUCAAAUGUGAGGAUAUUUGGACCUUAGAAAAAUUGGAACUUGGUCGAAAGAUGAGUGAAGAACCAAUAGCUGUAGCACUCUAUGAUUACAAUGCUCAAGGAAAUCAAGAGCUCUCAAUCAAAAAGAAUGAAAAGCUUAUUAUUAUUGAUGACUCUCAAACUUGGUGGAAGGUGAGGAAUGAGCAUAGCCAGUCAGGUUAUGUCCCUUCAAACUAUGUGGAUCGCAAGGAUUCAAUACGCUCUAAACUCAAGAAAAAAUUAGGUGGCGGAAAAGGAGGCAAUAAGAAGGGACAUUCAGACAGCAAUGGAUUUGGAAAUGAACCUAACCAAUACUGCACACCAGAAUCAGUGCUGGUACCCACACACAAAGCAAUAUGCACAGUUGUAGCAAAGUUUAAAUAUGAGCCCAGGAACAAUGAUGAACUAGAGCUUAAAAAGGGGGACCUUAUAUACGUCCUUGAGAAGGAGCAUGAUGGGUGGUGGAAGGGUCGUUGUGGUUACAAGCAAGGUUGGUUUCCUUCAAACUAUGCAGAGGAGCCUGAAACACCAAAUUUCAAGGUUGUAACACUGUAUCCAUUUAGCUCMUCCARUGACGAGGAAUUGAAUUUUCAGAAAGAUGAGAUAUUAGACAUUUUGCGGCAACCAGAUGGAGACCCUGAUUGGUGGGAGGCUAAAAAUAGCAGUGGCAAUAUUGGUCUGGUCCCUAAAAACUAUGUAAAAGUCUUAUCAGAUGGAGGAGCAACAGGGCAUAUUGAUAACUCGGUGAGCCGACCAAUGCAUUCAAGCAAAAGAUUACCCAAAUCUCCAGACAGCCAAGAUUUUCAACGAGUUAUCAAGCCAUCACAUAGUGCUUUGCCAUUUGCAAAUGAGAAAUGGUUUUGGGGAACUAUUUCAAGGGAAAAUGGAGAGCGUCUUCUUGGCGUGCAUGGGGAUGAUGGAGAUUUUCUUAUUCGGGAGAGUGAAACAGUGAGUGGAGACUAUUCAGUGUCAAUGAAAGCUCCUGAUCGCAUUAAGCACUUCAGGAUUAAAACUCUUGACAACGGCUUCAAGAUUGGAACUCGCACAUUUACAUCUUUAGACAAUCUAAUUGAACACUACAAAAAGGCUCCAAUAUUUACAAAUGAGCAAGGGGAUAAAAUGUACCUUGUCAAACCUGUAGACAAUAAAUAAUAUGUAUCGGUACAUUUUUUUUUUACAUUAAGUAUGAAUUCUGCUGGUUCAUCAGGAAAAAUAUGGAUAACGACYGUCCUUUCUUUUUGAAAUAAUUAAAGUUCAUGGCACUGUAUAAGACAGAUAACUCUCUGUCCAUGGAAUAUGCCAAACAAAGGCAUUAAGUAUAGAGUGUAAAACAGAAAAAGGGACACUGUAGGUUUGCUCUUUUAACCUUAUGAAAAGUAAAUGCAGUAAUCACAUAAGAACAAAAGUUGACAUAAAUUUCUAUGUUCUUACUAUUAGCYUAAAUAUUUAUGCUUUAGGAGUGAAUUCUUAAGAGUUAAUGUUAGACAACUACAGGAAAGAUGUUACGUAAUAGUGUUAUUUUCCAAUGGAGARCUGACUUUUGAAGAUUUUAUUGGGAUUAUUUGYUGUCAAACCCCAUCCAUUCUUGAGUAAAGUUAAUAUUAGGUUGUCACUCCUCAGUUGUUCAUCAUUUAUGUCCAGUAGGUUAAAAGUGCUAAUUUUAGUUGGGUUAAUUGUACCAUAAGCCCAGGUCCUUUUUGAAUUCCAGAGAGGCCAAUACUGAAGCUAGGCAUAGAUAUAGUGAGAGCUGUUUUCAUUGAGCCAUGAAAGAUUAUGUAGUUGGUAUCAAGUUGUCUGAAUCUAUUGUCUUUUGCUCUCGCAAAUAAGGCUGAAUGAAAAUGACUUUUAUUCUA
Exaiptasia diaphana is the source of this 2019-nucleotide messenger RNA. RefSeq names its product cytoplasmic protein NCK2. The record is from RefSeq and is a predicted model, not a curated record. Lineage: Eukaryota; Metazoa; Cnidaria; Anthozoa; Actiniaria; Aiptasiidae. Gene Ontology annotation, molecular function: protein binding. The coding region runs from base 200 to 1318 and encodes 372 amino acids. The transcript is spliced from 3 exons.